CAAAUCUACCGAGCCUGCCAACUGCCAAGUGCCAAGCCACUCAUUCUUGUUCCCAACUACAGAGCUAGUUAACUUGAUGUUAGUUUGUGUUUGACCCCACUUGAGUUUGGUCUUCAAUGCUGCUUCUCACUGCUUCUUCUCCUGCAAAAUCUCUUCUUUCGCCACCAUUUUUUUCUCAUCACUCCCCCCUUUACUUUUCAAGAUUCAAUGUUCUUGCUAGCCCACCAAGAAGGCUCACUCUUUUGCCCCAUUUGAGGAUUAGAAGUUUCCAGCAUGAGGAUGCGGAGAAUUACGAGACUGCUAAAUCUGUUGAUACUCCAGAUGGUCAAGAUAAAGAGAUUAAUGAUUUACUAGUGCCUCGGGUAAAGACAGCCACAGGGCCAGGAAAUUCAUUCCUUGCAAAGUUGGCAAUAGCCCUAGGUAUAGCUGCAACGAUUACCCUACUAUCAAUCUAUCUCAAGCAGCCUGGUCAAGGACCUUCUCUUGGAAUUCAAUAUCUCGUUAAGGAUUCAUCAUCUUCCACUUUAGAUGCAAACAAUGUUUUUACAUUCAAAGCUUUCGGAUACAGAGUUAUGCUUCCACAAUCUGCUCCAGGGUGGGUCUACUUUUGGUUACUAAUGGCUGCAGGAUUUGGGCUUUUCAUCAGUGAAGAAGCUUUAAAUAUAUGGGUUGGCAUCUCUUUGGCACGGAGGCUGACUUUGGAUGGGACAUGGCUGUCAUUCGCUGAAUCUUUUACCAGAAAUGCGUCAUAUAUAGCAUCUACAGUUUUGUGGGUGUACUGGGGAGUAUGCAUCAGUGAUAUGGUACCAUUUUACAUUGGUAAGUUCUUCAGGACAUCCGGGACCACGAAUGAUGUGUGUUCAAAGUUAGGUAUAGGAAAAGAGAAAGCAGUGAGCAUCACACGUAAUGUUCAAAAAUAUGGGAAUCUUAUAGGCUUUGUUGAACGUUUCUCCCUUGGAGUGAGAAAUCCAACAGCUUUCCUUGCAGGGGCACUGGGCAUAUCUCCAGAGUUUUUCUUUGCUGGUGUCUGUUGUGGUGGGUUGAUUACUCUUCCGCUCCAGUUGGGGAUUGGAUUCUUAUUGCGAGAGCGUCCAGCUUUUGCUGUUGCAACCGUGGCGACCGUAGUGGGUAUAUGGACUUUAGUCCCAUAUGCUGCAGCGGCUUUAACAGCAUUGUUCUUAUAUCUCCGACAGCGCUACUCCAGCUAAUCUUUCUUCACGAUCUUGUCCAUUCCAGCCGAACCAGAAACUGCAUAAAAUCGAUCCUGCCAAACACCCAGAAACUGCAUAAGAUCGAUCCUGCCAAACACCUGACACAUAUACAGGGAUGACAUUCGUAAUUUUGCAUAGUUCCUGCCACAUAAUAUUUCCCCCCAUGUCUUGCUUGGGUUUUAUAGAUUAUAGGUAGAAAUAUUUUUCAGAUACAAACAUUGAACAAUGUAUAGCAAAUUCAUGCCCCUCAUUUUAUAUUUGAUGAUUUUACUUUCUUUA
Daucus carota subsp. sativus is the source of this 1490-nucleotide messenger RNA. RefSeq lists its product as uncharacterized. The coding region runs from base 117 to 1208 and encodes 363 amino acids. Lineage: Eukaryota; Viridiplantae; Streptophyta; Magnoliopsida; Apiales; Apiaceae. The record is from RefSeq and is a predicted model, not a curated record. The transcript is spliced from 10 exons.